Molecule: messenger RNA, 189 nt
Organism: Mus pahari (shrew mouse)
Lineage: Eukaryota; Metazoa; Chordata; Mammalia; Rodentia; Muridae
Product: beta-defensin 8-like
Exons: 2
Coding region: 1-189 (62 amino acids)
Biological process (GO): defense response to bacterium; cell chemotaxis
Cellular component (GO): extracellular region
Molecular function (GO): chemoattractant activity; CCR6 chemokine receptor binding
Source: RefSeq, a predicted model, not a curated record
AUGAGGAUCCAUUACCUUCUCUUCGCAUUUCUACUGCUGCUGCUGUCUCCACAUGCAGCUUUUAGCCUACAAGCCCACAAUCCACGAACUUGCUAUAUGCAAGGAGGCUCAUGCCAUAGGAGGUGCAAUGUCCUUACUCAUCAGAUUGGCAUGUGUACUAGUUUCUUCAAAUGCUGCAAGAGAUUAUAG